UACCUUUCUGUUCCUUUCUGCAGUACCUGAAGGCAACACUGUUCACCAGGAUGAAAGGGGGAUAGAGGAAAAAAAGGAAAACACCGGAUCACAUGACCAUCUCUGCUCUUCCCUGCAGUAACAAUCUCUCCUCCUGCUCCUACUCCUCCCCCUCCUCCUCCUCCUCCUGCCUGCCUGCCUGCGACAGCUCAGCCCUGGUGUGGUCGCUCUAACUAACGCACGUCAACGGAAAGGAAAAACAGUCCGUCCGUCGUGAAGGCCUCUGCCACACCGAGAACUCUGCCCACAGCGACGACGGAUUACAGACUCACAUUAUAUACACACACACACUGUGCGUACAGAGGUGCUGCUGCUGUUAUUUUAACUUCAUAGCCGUGUAAGAGAAAGAAAAAGACAGUUUUCAUAAUGGCGACAGCUGCGGUGUCUGCCCCUGCGUGCAGCGGCCCCAGCCCCGGGCCGGGCACGGAGCUAGUCCGCGGGCAGGCCUUCGACGUCGGGCCUCGGUACAGCAACCUCUCCUACAUCGGGGAAGGAGCCUACGGGAUGGUGUGCUCUGCCUAUGACCGGGACAACAAGAUCCGCGUGGCCAUCAAGAAGAUCAGCCCCUUUGAGCACCAGACGUACUGCCAACGCACCCUGAGAGAGAUCAAAAUCCUGCUGCGCUUCAAACAUGAGAACAUCAUCGGAAUCAACGACAUUAUCCGCACACCCACCAUCGACCAGAUGAAGGAUGUAUAUAUCGUCCAGGAUCUCAUGGAGACAGACCUGUACAAGCUCCUGAAGACUCAAAAUUUGAGCAACGACCACAUCUGCUACUUCCUCUACCAGAUCCUCCGAGGGCUCAAGUACAUCCACUCUGCCAACGUCCUGCACCGUGACCUCAAGCCCUCCAACCUCCUGCUCAACACCACCUGUGAUCUCAAGAUCUGUGACUUUGGAUUGGCUCGUGUGGCUGAUCCUGACCACGAUCACACCGGCUUUCUAACAGAGUACGUAGCCACUCGUUGGUACCGGGCACCUGAGAUCAUGCUCAACUCCAAGGGCUACACCAAGUCCAUAGACAUCUGGUCCGUGGGUUGCAUCCUGGCUGAGAUGUUGUCUAACAGGCCGAUCUUUCCGGGGAAGCACUACUUGGAUCAGCUCAACCACAUUCUGGGGGUCCUGGGCUCUCCCUGUCAGGAGGAUCUCAACUGCAUCAUCAACAUCAAGGCCAGGAACUAUCUCUUGUCGCUGCCGACACGCUGCAAAGUGCCAUGGAGCCGCCUCUUCGCCAACGCUGAUCCCAAAGCUCUGGACCUGUUGGACAAGAUGUUGACCUUUAACCCUCACAAGAGGAUCGAGGUGGAGGAGGCUCUGGCGCACCCCUACCUGGAGCAAUAUUACGACCCCACAGAUGAGCCUGUCGCUGAGGCCCCCUUCAAGUUCGACAUGGAGCUGGAUGACCUACCCAAAGAGACACUGAAGGAGCUCAUCUUUGAAGAAACUGCACGUUUCCAGCCCGGCUUUAGGUCCUAACGUCUCACACAGAUGAAUCUGUGGACUGGCUUCUGCAUUGCCACUGCUCCUCCUCGCCUCCACACUGUUGCUGUGAUGGGUUUUCCGUUUUUUUUUUUUUUGUCUCUUUGUUUCGUUUUUUUUUUUGGUUCUUCCUCGCCUGUUGUCCUCAUCACCCGGAUUCCUUGGGUCUCACUCGUCAAGUCCACUUUGCUCAGGAAUGGCGUCAGGAAUCAAUCAAUCAAAUCGAUCGCCCUCUGCCUCUCUCUCCCUUUCUGCUCUCGCUCUCUCGGAGCGGAGGGGGGGUGGAGGGGAGGAGACGGAGGGUGGGUAUUCACAUCACAGCUUACAGUGUGUGUGUGUGUGGGGGGGUGAUUUUGUGUUUUAAGCCAAGAUAAACAAUUUGUGUGUGUGUGUGUGUGUUUCAAAGAUGUUUGACUCUGGCUAUUCCUAUACAAGACCUUCUCUGCUGUCCGGUUGAAUGACAGUGAUAGAUUAGCUGUCGUGGUUAUAACUCUGCCUGCAUUGCACAAAAGCAUCAGUGGAUUACUUCUCUAAUCACAUCCGUCAUAAAAAUAGAGGUCUUUUGAAUUUUCUAACCUUUGUCGCACUGUUACGAGGGAUCCUUGAUCUGUCUUUAUUCUCUCUUUGAAAAAGGUCAAAUCCCAAAUUGAUUUAUGCAAUGACACCACAUGAUCAACCCCGAUCCUCUGCAGGCCACAAGCCAUCACUUAACCAAGACCUUUUACUUUAACUCUUAGAACACAUGCACACAAAGGCCCACAAAUGCAAAUAUAUAAAGAUGAAAAAUGAUUAUAAAAAGACAUAUAUAUCUAUAGCCCAAAGAGUCUUAACGUAUUAUAAAGGCAGGCGAUCAGAUGAGUGUAUUCCUGUUUUUUUCCUUGUGUUAAAAACAAAAUAAAAAGCCCGUUUUCAUUCCUCAUCAGCUUCAGUAAAGCAUCAGGUUUUGUGUAAGUGCGUAAAAACAAAAAGAUCCCCCCCCUUCUGUGUCUGCCUUAGCCAUGAGAAACUAAAAAGGAAAAGUUAGUUUAACUCCUACAAGUCUGUAUGUACAGUAAGAUAUGUUUCUUUCUUCUUCUUUGGUCUGCGUUGAUCUCUCUCGCCUUGUUAGAAGAAAAACUGUGCCCUCUGCAUGACUGUUAUAAGCUCUGUAUACAAAGACGACCAUGUUAAAGUGCCACAGACCGAACGGGGCUCUUUGUGGUGUAUCACACGCGACUCUCACAUGGUGCUUUUUUUGUUUUCUCUCUCUUCAGCGCUCACUUUCUUUCUUUUCUUUUUCUUUUUCUUGCUUUUCCAUCGUCGGGAGUGUUCAGAUUUCCGUCUGCUCCACCCGCAUGCUGACGGAGGAUAACUUUUAAGCCGUCUGUGUCAUUGACAUUGUGUGAGAGCAGUUAAAACGACAUUCAGAUCACGUCUCCAUCUCCUCUGUGUGCGUCUGUCUUUGCUUUAAGUGACACACUGAAGACAGUCGGCGAGCGUCGGUACCAGCAAAAGGACAGAAGCGAAGUGGAAGUAAAAACCAUAUUUUGAAUUCUUGUCAGUAACUUCUGACUGAAGACUGUUGAACUUAAUGAUUUUCUUUCAAGCAAGAUGAUUUAUGACUUUUGAAGAUUAUUACAAACGAGCCUGAAACACCAUGCUGCAUCAAACAAACCAAGCCCCCCCCCCCCCACUUACUGCAGCGUUCAACUGGCUGUCUCUUAGUUAUGUUUACAACAGGGCCUCAAAUACAAACACACAUCUUCACCACAUGCAUCUUCAAACAAAACACUCGUUUGAUGACAUUUGAGAGAUACGAUUGAAUAGUUAGGACCUUAAACGCAUCAUCAGUCCUUUAAGAAUCUCUGCUCGCACUUAAAGUUAGAAUGAGAGAUUUUUCAUUCUAUCCAAAAAACGACAACGACGACAUGGACUGUGAUGGAAGUGUCUCCAUAGCUCUAAACCCACAUUUUUGUACUCAUUCAGCAUCAUCAGGAAUAUUUGGGACCUUAAACGCAUCAUCAGUCCUUUAAGAAUCUCUGCUCGCACUUAAAGUUAGAAUGAGAGAUUUUUCAUUCUAUCCCAAAACGAGAACGACGACGUGGACUGUGAUGGAAGUGUCUCCAUAACUCUAAACCCACAUUUUUGCACUCAUUCAGCAUCAUCAGGAAGAGGUUUUAGUUACUCAAAGUGUCUCCGAGGGCCGAGAGGAGCCGAAGAUCGGCCAUCUUUCUUUUCUUUUAGCUGAAUAACUCAGACUGAGCGGGGAAAGCACGGGCUAAACAAACAGCGCACGCUAAUGCUCUGCUGAAACGCUCUCAAGCCAUAACGGGUCAGUCAGUCAGUCAGUCAGUCUGCUGCACCUCUGACCACGCCCACCAGUGAUGUCAUCGCGGCUUACACGCCCUGCGUCACUGCAGCCAAGUGAGACUUCACACCUCUGAGCAAAAACGGGGACCCCGGAUGUUCCAGAAGAAGAACCUGUAAUGAGCUAAGCUAGCUGGCUGACUCAGAUUAUUUUUCUGUUCUUAAUUUUUUUUGAUAAUUUGCAGCUGGUUUUCAUGUAAUUUGGGAUUAACUGUCAGUGAAUUAGAACUUUGGUUAAUAGGGCUAAAAGAAAUGAUAAUUCUUGUGAGGAUUAUUAUGACAAAAUGUUAAAAAACGGAGUCAAAACAAGCUGAGAAUGUGCGCUAAAGUUCCCAAGAGCAGCGGUUUUGUCCCCAGAUUAAAGGAGGGAUUAUCAGCGUACCUUUCUGUCAGUCAUGUUGUGUUAGGCCAUGAUGUCAUCGCGGCCUAACACGCCCUGCGUCACUGCAGCCAAGUGAGACUUCAAACCUCUGAGCAAAAACGGGGACCCCAGAUGUUCCAGAAGAAGAACCUGUAAUGAGCUAAGCUAGCUGGCUGACUCAGAUUAUUUUUCUGUUCUUUAUUUUUUGGAUAAUUUGCAGCUGAUUUUCAUGUAAUUUGGGAUUAACUGUCAGUAAAUUAGAGCUUUGUGACAGAUUUUUUUGUGAGGAUUAUUUCGACAAAAUGUUAAAAAACGGAGUCGAAACAAGCUGAGAAUGUGCGCUAAAGUUCCCAAGAGCAGCGGUUUUGUCCCCAGAUUAAAGGAGGGAUUAUCAGCGUAUCUUUCUGUUAGUCAUGUUGUGUUAGGCCGUGAUGUCAUCGCAGGUCUGCAGCCAAGUGAGACUUCAAACCUCUGAGCGAAAACAGGGAUCCUGGAUGUUUGAGAAGAAGAACCUGUAAUGAGCUAAACUAGCUAGCUGACUCAGAUUAUUUUUCUGUUCUUUAUUUUUUUGAUAAUUUGCAGCUGGUUUUCAUGUUAUUUGGGAUUACAUGUAAUUUACUGUCAGUAAAUUUCAACUUUGGUUAAUAGGGCUAAAAGAAAUGAUAAUUCUUGUGAGGAUUAUUAUGACUAAAUGUUAAAAACGGAGUCAAAACAAGCUGAGAAUGUGCGCUAAAGUUCCCAAGAGCAGCGGUUUUGUCCCCAGAUUAAAGGAGGGAUGAUCAGCGUAUCUUUCCGUCAGUCAUCCAAAUGAAUUAUCAACAAACCGUCGCCUCCUUUUUUCUUUAAUUUCUCCACUUCAAAUCAGAAAAUCCCACGGCGGCCAUCUUCACGUGACGUCACGCUCAGGGUGCUCAGCUCAGACAUCGCCGUUACCGUCUUAUCGUUGUGUCCCAGCCAGGUCGCGAGUCGUGCGAACGCCAACAGCCUGACAAACCGCCGUCUUCACGCCACCCUUCAGAUGAUAACGCUUUAAAUCUUUAAAUGAGAAUCACGUGUCGGAUUGUUGAUGUUUGUACGAUUUCAGACGCAGCAGGAAGACGUGACGACGACAUGUGAGCGUCUCGGUUCGCACCUGGACGGAUGAAUAUUCAAAAGUGUGACAAAAGACGCAUGAAAAUGACGUUUCUGAUUAAAAAUGGAGGAUGAAUUAUAUUCAAAUCAGACAUUUGAAAACAAACCAAACCUCCGGUGCCCUCACGCUCUCCGUACACACCCGUCUGUCACACACACACACAUCUCUGAUUAUUAAAUGCACUUGCUUCUACAGUAGUUGGGAUGGGAGUUGUAAUCCAAGGUGCCUGCCAGGACUUGACUUACCUGUAGAUAGACUUUUUUCUGGGGGGUUUAGUUUGAACAUUUCGGGCACUGGAAACCUUACUGGGAUUAGUUGUAUAAAAAAGCUUCUGCUGAGUUCUUUGUGCGACCUGUCUGUUUGUGCCUUUUUUGAUAGUCUUGAUAUCCAAGAUUUUGAUGUGCAGCUUUUGUUUAGUCGGGAAUCCGUUGUAAUCGCAGUAUACGCUCUUUAAUAAUGAACACAAUCAAGUCUGUGGGUUUUUGGGCGGGAUGGCGGGUGGGUCUCCUUUCUUUUCUCUCAGUUAAUGUACAUUUUAAAGAGAUUUGUUGCCACAGCUGUGUGAUUUGUGACUGUAUUGAAAAGAUGAAAAGCAAACAUUUAUAUUUUUUGCGUUACCCUUUUUCCUUGAGCCUCUUUUUUUUUUUUCUUUUUUGGAUGUUUUUGUGCAGAUAUUUUUAUUGUAAAAUGAAUGUUAUGUUUCUAUCAGACACUAAUCUUGUUUGAGUUGUCUCCAGUGGAACUACUUCACUCUGUAUGUUUUGAUCAGUAUAAACCUUUAAUUGUGUAGUUAAACAUUUCUGAAAGAGAUAAAAAAAAAAAAAAAGAAUAAAAAAUGAUUACGAUCCUUGGUUGUACUUUAAAGGUUCCUGUUUGCCAUAGAAGCUCUUUUGAACCAUCGGUCAGUUUGAUUUCGCCGUCGUUUGAAGGAUUGUACGAGGUGUUUCUUCAAGAGACUGACUGCCAUUUAGAAAAAAAUCUGUUUGUUUAAAAGCUUUUCUUUUUUUUCUUUUGCAUCUCUGCCAUGACAUUUAAAUAGACGUUCAUUAAAAACACUGUACCUUCAUUAACAUCUCUGGAGUCUCUUUGUUGGAGAUGCGACUGGCAUGUUCACAACAGUAAGCAUUAGAGACGACAUCUGUACCUGCUGUCUGCAUCUAUCCUUACAUACAAGAGUGCAAAAUAAAAGUUUCAUGGAGCGACACAGUAUACAAUUAAAUGUGUUUAAUGAAAUGACUGAAAAUUCUUAAUAAAAAUGCUGUAUUACUCCAAAAACA
This is a messenger RNA of Notolabrus celidotus (New Zealand spotty), 6634 nucleotides long. It is a transcript of the gene mapk1, whose product is annotated as mitogen-activated protein kinase 1. The coding region runs from base 406 to 1515 and encodes 369 amino acids. Gene Ontology annotation, molecular function: MAP kinase activity; ATP binding. Gene Ontology annotation, biological process: intracellular signal transduction; protein phosphorylation. The transcript has 9 exons. NCBI's taxonomy places the organism in Eukaryota, Metazoa, Chordata, Actinopteri, Labriformes, Labridae. Gene Ontology annotation, cellular component: cytoplasm; nucleus. The record is from RefSeq and is a predicted model, not a curated record.